Acanthosepion pharaonis is the source of this 687-nucleotide messenger RNA. NCBI's taxonomy places the organism in Eukaryota, Metazoa, Mollusca, Cephalopoda, Sepiida, Sepiidae. The record is from the annotation of a GenBank genome assembly.
AUGACGUGCUCAAAACGUGUUGCCCCCCCCCACACACACACACACACUCUUGAGUUCUCUUUCGGCCCCACUACUAUUUUUAUAUUCAUUUUCCUUUAUCUAUCUAUCUAUCUAUCUAUCUAUCUAUCUAUCUAUCUAUCUAUCUAUCUAUCUAUCUUCUGUUCAUAUCUAUCUAUCUAUCUAUCUAUCUAUCUACUUCUGUUCAUAUCUAUCUAUCUAUCUAUCUAUCUACUUCUGUUCAUAUCUAUCUAUCUAUCUAUCUAUCUACUUCUGUUCAUAUCUAUCUAUCUAUAUAUCUACUUCUGUUCAUAUCUAUCUAUCUAUCUAUAUAUCUACUUCUGUUCAUAUCUAUCUAUCUAUCUAUCUAUCUAUCUAUCUAUCUAUCUACUUCUGUUCAUAUCUAUCUAUCUAUCUACUUCUGUUCAUAUCUAUCUAUCUAUCUAUCUAUCUACUUCUGUUCAUAUCUAUCUAUCUAUCUAUCUAUCUAUCUACUUCUGUUCAUAUCUAUCUAUCUAUCUAUCUAUCUACUUCUGUUCAUAUCUAUCUAUCUAUCUAUCUUAUAUAUCUGUUUGUUUCCGUCUUUAUUUUUCUUUCUGUACCACUAACCUCUUUCGAAAACUAUCUAAUCCCGUUAUCUGUCUAUCUAUCUAUACCUUUCUUUAUUUUUCUGUUCCUCUUUUGAGUUAA